AUGGAGAUACCUACCGGUUCGGAAUUAUCAGCUUCGUUGGCGGCUGAAGCUGCGGCGGAACUUCUUGCAGCCGAUGUCGGUGACGACCCUACACUCGCAUUAUUGCCCACCGAUAAGCCAUCGGAGCCUGAAGAGGAUAUAUAUCACGAUGCCACAGAAACCGAUCCUCUGGCUGGGGAUGUUGAAAAACAAUCCGAAGAUGAGAUCAGUAUGAAAAGCGAGUGCUCAGCGGAGAAAAAAGAGGAUCCACUAGACGAUACAAAGUGUGACGUCAGUCCGAAUGAGCGAGUUUCAGUUGAAUGCACGGAAGAUGAUGUGGAAGCUACAGAUCCCUUAGAAACCCUGGCUUUGGCUGCUGCUCGGCGCAGCGGGGAUAAUCUCCCUGAUGAAAAUGAUAUACCUUCGAUGGAUGAGGUCGUCGAGAAAAGCAAACCGGACUAUAGCCCUCUCGAUCCACAACCCUCCCCGUUAAUGUCCGAGCCGGAGACACAAGCUUCCGCUUUGAACGGUCUUGACGAUGAUUUGGCAACCGCUCCUGUUCAUCCGACCGUCGGCAUCUCCACCACAGGCUUAGUCUCCACCUCACCCACCAAUACAAACAGACUUAUCUCUGUACCGAAUGCCGGCCUACGUCCCGCUGCGGCUCUGACAAGCGUCACUGCCCCUGGUCACCAAACGCCGCGACCACUCACUACCGGCUCUACUAAUACCGCCCUAUCGAAUCAGCAGCCAUUGAGUGCCUUCGGAAGCCCCACUAUGCACCGUUCGGAUAGCUCGUGGCAUGAUGUAGCAGUCAUUAAGUCUGCGAGUUACACUGUCACAAUGUACUCUGCGUACACCAAUGAUAUCGGUAUCAACAGAGAGGUAUGUACUUUGUAG
Molecule: messenger RNA, 879 nt
Organism: Dicrocoelium dendriticum
Lineage: Eukaryota; Metazoa; Platyhelminthes; Trematoda; Plagiorchiida; Dicrocoeliidae
Source: the annotation of a GenBank genome assembly